Molecule: messenger RNA, 2440 nt
Organism: Eublepharis macularius
Lineage: Eukaryota; Metazoa; Chordata; Lepidosauria; Squamata; Eublepharidae
Gene: CD276
Product: CD276 molecule
Exons: 10
Coding region: 730-1665 (311 amino acids)
Source: RefSeq, a predicted model, not a curated record
CAGGCGCAGGACUCCCGGCUCCCGCGGCGCUCCCGGGCAGGGAUCGGGUCUGUUUUCUCCUUCUCUUUCUCUGUAUUGGAUGGAUAAUCAAGUACGGCUUCUUACAAAUACACCUCGUACGAGGAAGUGCUUUCUGUUGUCUGAAUUCCGGGUUAGCAAGUUAAAUCUUUUGUUUCCCUGAUCGGUCAGAAAGUCGGGAUAUGAUUGUUGGAAAUAAAAUACAUAACUCUUCAAGUACCAGGAUCACGUAGCAGGUGAUUGAAAGGCCUCUGCCAGAGACCAUGCUGAAGUUUCCAGGUUCAAGCCCCGACAUUUCCAGUUCAAAAGGCAGUAGGUGAUGAGAGAGAUCUCUUAAGACCCUGGAUAGCUGCUGCCGGUCAGAGUGAACAAUACCGACCUUGGUAGAGGAGGAGUCUGACUCAGCAGAAAGCAGCUUCCCAUGAAUGUGUGUUAAGAUCUUGGGUAGCAACUUCUGGAGACGUAAGAAUUGGGUCUGGGAGAACAUUAAAGACCAACGAGAUGUCCAGGGUAUGAGGUUUCGAGAGCCAGAACUGCCUUCGCCGGAUACCUCUGGAAAAGACUGUUGACACCUGCUGCCGGUCAGAGUCGGGAAUUCUGAGCCAAAGGAGCCCGUCGUCCGAUUCACCAGAGCGAAGAUUACCAUCUCUGAAGUCUCAGUAGAUUCUGCCACGCCAGUUUCUUCUGCUUUUCUCGUCUCUUGCAAGGAAAAUGCAUUUCCAAGUACUGCUCUGUGUGCUUCUGGCAUCAUCAUGGGCUGGCGCUUUGGAAAUCCAAGUCCCUGACGAUCCAGUGAUUGCCAUCUUCGGCCGUGAUACCACCUUGCCCUGUUCGUUUUCUCCCGACGCCAACUUCAGCCUUGCUGACCUCAGCCUCAUCUGGCAACUGACGUCCACUGAGCGGCUGGUGCACAGCUUUGCAGGGGGGCAGGAUGUGCUGGCCAACCAGGAGAGGAGCUACGCCAACCGCACUGCCCUCUUCUACGGCCAGCUGCCCCGGGGCAACGUCUCCCUGCUCUUGCGCCGCGUGCAGAUCUCCGAUGAGGGCAGCUUCACUUGUUUCGUCAGAGUUCGUGACUACAGCAGUGCAGCAGUGGCGCUUCAGGUUGCAGCUCUUUACUCCAAGCCAAACUUGAACCUGGAGCCCAACAAGAACUUGAAGCCAGGAGACCUGGUCACUGUGACGUGCCACGCCUUUCUGGGGUACCCCGAGGCAACGGUACUCUGGCAGGACGGCCAGGGCAAUAACAUCACAGAAAACGUCACCACCUCGCAAGUGGCCAACAGGGAGGGACUCUUUGACGUGCACAGCGUCCUCCGGGUGGCGCUGGAACCCUACAGCACCUACAGUUGCUUGGUGAAGAAUUCCCUCUUACAGCAGGAGAUCCAUACCUCUGUCACUAUCACAGGCCAACAUCUCAUGUUUCCAGCUGUGGCUCUCUGGGUAAGCGUGGGGCUGGCCAUCUGUCUCCUGGUGUUGUUGGGUGCCCUGGCCUACAUGUGUCAGAAGAAAAUCCGUCAGACUUGCAAAGAAGAGAAAGAGAAUGCUGGGAUAGAGGAGCAAGAUGACGGAGAAGGACCCAAGACAGCUUUGCAGCCUUUGAAGAACGUGGAGAUCAAAGAAGACAUUGGGGAAGAAAUCGACUGACACGAAUGGAAGGAGAUUUGCUAACUACACCCUGGAGGUCACAGACUGCAUCCCCUCGGAUCCUUCUCUGCAGAGGCAAUGUGGAAACCGUGGGCAAAACAAGGAACGAACGCCGCCUCUGCUGGAGCUUGCAGCUUGGUACCAUUUGGCUGCAGUGUCCCCCCACCCUCCUUUGUUCUCGUAUGUGCAGAUGAACCCUGGAUCCACCUGGCUGUCUCAAUGCAGGACUUUUGUCUUGCUUUUAGAAAUAGAGUGGAAUACUGUUUACAGUUCUUUGUCCUGCAACCCCAGCUCCUAGAGCCUCCCUUUCCCGGUUUUUAUUUUUGUGCUGUGCUGCCAGUUCACCCACCACCAAUAAGCCACGUCAACUGAAACAAAAUGGAACUGUGUUCCACCCAGAUUGGAACAAUUCGGAUAUCCGUGUACCAUAGAGGAUGGCAGCAAUCACGGAGUAUCUUAGCGCAGUGGCAAGUGAGAUGGCAGUAUUUAGAGCUGUUUGAAGGCCUGAGUUUGUGCUACGGAUUUGUCUGUGAUCUUGUCUAGGGUUCAUUUUUUCCUUUUGUCUGUGUGUGUUUGGAGGGGUGGGGGUGGAAAUCACUGGGCAUCUGUGAGAGCUGCCAAGAAUCCAUUCUACACAGUGAAGAUUGUACGCAAACGAACAAUCACUUUUACCUCCCUUUGGGAAAAAAUGGCAACCCGACACAGGGUUGGUUGACACUCUUACGAAUGAUGGGAGCACAUUUUUGGCACAGAGACGUCCAAGGUACAAUUGCUA